Molecule: messenger RNA, 1541 nt
Organism: Leptonychotes weddellii (Weddell seal)
Lineage: Eukaryota; Metazoa; Chordata; Mammalia; Carnivora; Phocidae
Source: RefSeq, a predicted model, not a curated record
ACCCACCGGGUUCCUCUAACCAGAGGGCACUCUCGGCCUUCAGCCCAGCACCUGGGACCCCGCGCCCGAGUGGCAUCAACCGGAUGUAGCUUUCCGAAGGCCCGUGGGGCGAGGAGGGAUGGGCGCCCUCUUUUGUUUCACCCGCCUUUUCCUGAACGGGCACCUUGGGAGUUGCCAGUGGCGCCAACUUCUCGAGGAAGAGAGGAAGGGCUCAACACUACCCUGCAAAGGAAGGCGCAACCGGAAGGGGCGGGGAUCCACCCGGACGCGGAGCUUCCGCCACCAUGGCUUCUCGUGGGGUCGUUGGCCUUUUCCUCCUCUCUGCUCUCCCCUUCUUGUGUCUGGAGCUCCGGCGUGGGAUCCCCGAUCUAGAAGAAGAAGAGAAGAAUGAGAAAAGGCAAAAACUUGUCAGAAAAAAACAACAAGAGGCACAGAGUGAAAAGGCCAGCAGAUACAUAGAGAACGUUCUAAAACCUCACCAGGAAAUGAAGUUGAGAAAACUGGAAGAACGCUUUUAUCAGAUGACGGGUGAAACCUGGAAGUUGAGCAAUGGUCAUAAACUUGGGGGUGACGAGGAUUUGGCGCUUGAAAAUGAGAGUCAGACAUCUUUUAAAACAUCAAACAGAGAAGCAGCAAAGAGACGAAACUUGCCUAAGCCUUUAAGCAAAAUUUCACCAUCUGCUGAGCAGCCCACGCAGAAGGAGGUUCUUAGUCUCCCUGAAGAACCUCCUGAAACAGCUGAAGAAAUAGUUACUGUUGCUCUCCGAUGUCCAAGUGGGAGUGUCCUGAGGAGAAGAUUUCUUAAGUCUUGCAGUUCACGGGUCUUACUUGACUGGAUGAUGAAAAUCGGGUACCACACAUCCCGAUACAGCCUUUCUACUUCCUUUCCCAGACGGCCUCUGGAAGUGGAGGGGGGCUGGUCACUGCAAGACACAGGAAUAACUGUGGAUACCGUACUCAUUGUGGAAGAGAAAGAGCAGAGCAACUAAUUAAGAAAUGAGAACUACCUGUUCUCCAUAAAAUCAGUGAUGCCAUGACCUUACACGACAAUAAAGGAUUCACAUGAAAAUUACGCCAUUCCUUGACCGAGCUCAAGAAGGUAAACACUUGAAUGUUGAUAUCCUUGGGAACAUAUGGACAUAAAGGAUUAGAAAAGGAUUGCUCUCUGCAUAUAAUAGUUUUUGGAAUGUGCUGUCUUAUAAUGUCCCAAAUGAAAACUAGAUAAAAAUGUAUACAGUAAGGCACUCAAUGGUUUGUAUUUUUCCUGGCUGACAUCAUUUAUCACUAUGUUGAAAAACAAAGUCAUACAACUCUAUUUUCUGCCUCUGCAGUCCACCUUGCCACACUGAACAUUUCACAGUUCAAACUCUCUAAAAUCUUUUAAGUAGGAAUGUUUGUUCUGCUUCUAGAAAUUAAACUUUAAAGACAUUUCAAAGGUCUUUAAUGCUUUAAACUUCUUUUUGAUAUCUGAUAAAGGGUUAGUAUCCAAAAUGUCUAAAGAACUUACAAAACUCAACACCCAAAAAACAAAUAAUCCAAUU